Molecule: messenger RNA, 1274 nt
Organism: Gallus gallus (chicken)
Lineage: Eukaryota; Metazoa; Chordata; Aves; Galliformes; Phasianidae
Gene: TMEM213
Product: transmembrane protein 213
Exons: 3
Coding region: 87-404 (105 amino acids)
Source: RefSeq, a predicted model, not a curated record
GAGUGUAUCUAGGACUUGCUGAACCAUUGCUGCCAGAAUUGGCAUGCUGAUCCUUGCAGCUGCUCAGCAGAAGCUGGACCUCUGGCAUGAUGCUUUCCUUCCAUGAGCCCUGGACAGCCUUCGUCAUGCUGUUCUUCACCACCGUGCUCCGGUGCUCCUGUUCUGCAGCAGCUGGAGCCUCCAACAUUUCAACAAGCACCGUGCACACAGACGAGUAUGAACCACCGUGUCUUAAGGUGGACUUCUGCACUCUAGCAGCCGUGUGCUGUCCGACUGGUGUCGACGAUUACGGAUGGAUUGCAGCGGCUGUUGGCUGGAGCCUCUGGUUUCUGACUCUCAUUCUGCUCUGUGUGGAAAAGGUCAUGAAACUCCGGCCUGACGAACCCAAAUAUUUGGUAGCCUGAAGCAGGGCAAGUCAUUGUGCAGCAGUGAGGUACAGACAGACUGACAAAGCAUUUCAAUCACUUCCAGAGAAACAGAAAAGAAAGAGAACUUGCCUUCAGUUAAAAGAAGUCCACAUGUAAGUGGGGCAUCUGCUGGGGCUCCAUCUUUCCUGGAAUGCCAGAGCUGCUGGCCGAAGCUGGCCACCAUGAACAUACCAGUGCACAUAGACAACAUAUAGUAUCAUAGAAUCAUCAAGAUUGGAAAGAUCACUAGGAUCACCUAGUCCUACUAUCAGCCCAUCCCCACCAUGCCCACUAACCACGUCUCUCAGUGCCACAUCCACACAUUUCUUGAAAAUCUCCAGGGAUGGUGACUUUGCCACUCUGUCAUUUCCCUGAGCCCAUCCAAGCCUGUCCUGAGGGUACAAUCAGACCCUGAAGGACCCAGUACUAGGCUCCCUGCCCUGACACAACCCAGAACAGCCUUGGAAUUUGAAAGAACAGUGGGCUGGUUUCUGAAGGAUCAACGCCAUGAGAUUCAGUACUAAGCUGUGGGCCAGGCUAUAUCACUAAAAGAAUGCAACUCAUUGAUUAUACUGAGCAACUUCUGUUUACUAAACCAAAGUGUUUACUGACACCAAGAAAAAACUCUGUUUUGGAAACUUGAGGCUUGUUUGGGCUGGUUCAAAAUUAGAACUAAUUAUUCCACUGCAAUGUAUAUGUGAAUUGCUUUGUGGAAGGUUAACAUGUUGGUCGUAUCUACUUGGCUUGUACUUGUCUACAUAAUUAAGACACUACACCACUGCAAAUGGGUUUUAAACCAGUAUAUCCAACUCAGGCAUAACACUGGUCCUAUUUAUCUAAGAUGAUAAUAAACACUCUUCUUGAUGG